AUGUUCCGGCGCAACAAUGCCCAUCCGGUUAUACGGCAGUUCAUCCUGCGCACCGCAGUGCUCAAUUAUCUGGGAAAGGAUCUGCGGCAGCAGUAUGAUGAAUUCUGCCAUUUAAAGGCAAAUCUCUCCAAGAGCAGCCCGAAGAAUGGUGAGGAUCAGGAGGACGAGGUACAGCAGGUUCUUUCCCAGCUACUUGAGGUGCAGCAAUUGAAGACGGCCACUUCGCAUCGUCUGCUGAAGCGGGAGUACAACGAGCUUUUCACCUACAUGAUGGACAAGAGCGAGCUGUGGGACAGUCCGGAGUACUUCAAAGCGAAGGCGGCCCUGGGAGCGGCCAACCACAAGCUGCGGGCAUGUGAACCCAUCAAACCCAUGGACUAA
Drosophila suzukii is the source of this 381-nucleotide messenger RNA. RefSeq lists its product as uncharacterized. The record is from RefSeq and is a predicted model, not a curated record. NCBI's taxonomy places the organism in Eukaryota, Metazoa, Arthropoda, Insecta, Diptera, Drosophilidae.